Ornithorhynchus anatinus (platypus) is the source of this 3385-nucleotide messenger RNA. RefSeq names its product ADAM metallopeptidase with thrombospondin type 1 motif 10 (gene ADAMTS10). Gene Ontology annotation, molecular function: metalloendopeptidase activity. Gene Ontology annotation, cellular component: extracellular matrix. The record is from RefSeq and is a predicted model, not a curated record. Bases 1 to 3315 code for a protein of 1104 amino acids. Gene Ontology annotation, biological process: proteolysis; extracellular matrix organization. NCBI's taxonomy places the organism in Eukaryota, Metazoa, Chordata, Mammalia, Monotremata, Ornithorhynchidae. The transcript is spliced from 24 exons.
AUGGCAAUUGCCUGCAGGCUCCUGAGAUGGGCCCUGGCCUUCUCUCUCAGUCUCCCCAGCCAGCCUGCCUCCGCCUUCCAAUCACAAGAGGAGUUUCUCUCCAGCCUCAAGAGCUAUGAGAUCACCUUCCCCGUCCGUGUAGACCACAAUGGAGCCUUCCUGGACUUUGCGCCUCCUCAGCGGCAGCGACGCAGCCUGGGGACUCGGCCCCCUGAGCCAGCAGAGCCACGAGUCUUCUACAAGGUGGAGGCCCCGCACACCCGCUUCCUGCUCAACCUGACACUCACCUCCCACCUGCUGGCCGAUCACUUUUCCGUCGAGUAUUGGAAGCGGGACGGGCUGGACUGGCGCCACCACAUCCGCCGGGAGUGCCUCUAUGCUGGGCACCUGCAGGGCCAACGGCUUAGUUCCAAAGUGGCCAUCAGCAAUUGCCACGGGCUGCAUGGCCUGAUCGUGGCAGAUGAAGAGGAGUACUUCAUCGAGCCCUUGAGUGGAAGAGGAUCCGGUGUUCCUGAAGGAGAGGGCAGCCCUCAUGUGGUGUACAAGCGCUCAUCCCUGCAGCGCCCCCACCUGGAUGCUGCCUGUGGAGUGUUAGACGAGAAGCCCUGGAAGGGGAGGCCCUGGUGGUUGCGCCCCUUGAAGACAGCACCCACCAAACCCUUGGGCAACCAGACGCAGCGGGGCCAGCUAGCCCUGAAACGUUCAGUGAGCCAGGAGCGUUAUGUGGAGACCUUGGUGGUGGCCGACAGGAUGAUGGUGGCCUACCAUGGGCGGCGUGAUGUCGAGCAGUAUGUCCUGGCCAUCAUGAAUAUUGUUGCCAAACUUUUCCAGGACUCAAGUCUGGGGAACAUAGUUAACAUCCUGGUGACCCGACUGAUCCUGCUCACGGAGGACCAGCCCACUCUGGAGAUAAACCAUCACGCCGGGAAGUCCCUGGACAGUUUCUGCAAAUGGCAGAAAUCCAUCGUGAACCGCAACGGCCACGGCAACGCCAUCCCGGAGAACGGCAUCGCCAACCAUGACACCGCUGUGCUCAUCACCCGGUAUGACAUUUGCAUCUACAAGAACAAGCCAUGUGGCACCUUAGGCCUGGCCCCCGUAGGAGGCAUGUGCGAGCGGGAGAGAAGCUGUAGCAUCAACGAAGACAUUGGCUUGGCCACAGCCUUCACCAUUGCCCACGAGAUCGGCCACACGUUUGGCAUGAACCACGAUGGCGUGGGCAAUGGUUGUGGUGCCCGUGGCCAUGAGACAGCCAAGCUUAUGGCUGCCCAUAUCACCAUGAAGACCAACCCUUUUGUCUGGUCCAGCUGCAGCCGUGACUACAUCACCAGCUUCCUGGACUCCGGCCUGGGGCUGUGCCUGAACAACGCGCCCCCCAAGCAGGACUUUGUGUACCCGACUAUGGCCCCAGGCCAGGCCUACGACGCAGAUGAGCAGUGCCGUUUCCAGUAUGGAGUCAAAUCUCGCCAGUGUAAAUACGGGGAGGUGUGCAGUGAGCUCUGGUGUCUGAGCAAGAGCAACCGCUGCAUCACCAACAGCAUCCCGGCCGCCGAGGGCACCAUCUGCCAAAGCAGCACCGUCGACAAGGGGUGGUGCUACAAACGAGUGUGUGUGCCCUUUGGCUCCCGGCCGGAGGGAGUGGACGGGGCCUGGGGGCUGUGGGCCCCUUGGGCUGAGUGCAGCAGGACAUGCGGGGGCGGCGUCUCCUCCUCCACCCGCCAUUGUGACAGUCCCAGGCCAACCAUCGGGGGCAAGUACUGCCUGGGAGAGCGCAAGCGCUAUCGAUCCUGCAACACUGAUGACUGUCCCCCUGGCUCCCAGGACUUCCGGGAGCUGCAGUGUUCUGAGUUCGACAGUGUUCCAUUCCGGGGCAAAUACUACACGUGGAGGACCUACCGGGGAGGUGGGGUGAAGUCCUGCUCUCUCAACUGCUUGGCCGAGGGCUUCAACUUUUACACUGAACGGGCAGCCGCCGUAGUGGAUGGGACCCCCUGCCGGCCGGACACUAUCGACAUCUGUGUCAACGGGGAAUGCAAGCAUGUCGGCUGUGACCGGAUCCUGGGCUCGGACCUGAGAGAAGACAAGUGUCGCGUGUGCGGGGGUGACGGCAGCUCCUGCGAGACCAUCGAAGGUGUCUUCGCCCCCACGUUGACUGAGGGCGGCUACGAAGAGGUGAUCUGGAUCCCCAAGGGCUCUGUACACAUCUCCAUCCGGAACCUGAAUCUCUCCCUCAGCCACCUGGCUCUGAAGGGGGAGAAUGAUGCCUUCCUGCUGGAAGGGAAGCCAGGUCCUUCCCCCCAGCUCCGCCUGCCCCUGGCUGGGACUAUCUUUCACCUGCGCCAGGGGGCCGACCAACCUGAGUGCCUGGAGGCCCUGGGGCCCACCAAUGCCACCCUCAUCGUCAUGGUGCUGGUGCGUUCAGACCUGCAGGGCAUCCGCUACCGCUUCAAUGCUCCCAUCACCCACGAAGCCCUGCCCCCGACCUACACUUGGCACUAUGCUCCCUGGACCAAGUGCUCUGCCCUGUGUGCAGGGGGCAGCCAAGUCCAGGCCGCAGAGUGCCGGAAGCAGCCGGACAGCUCCCCCGUCCCCUCGCACCACUGCAAGGCCCACGCCAAGUUGCCUGAGCGUCAGCGAUCCUGUAACACUGAGCCCUGCCCACCCAGCUGGGCCGUGGGCAACUGGUCAGGUUGCAGCCGGAGCUGCAACAGGGGAGCGCGAACCCGCUCAGUGGUGUGCCAGCGUCGGAUCUCACCCAACGAAGAGAAGACCCUGGAUGACAGUGCCUGUGCCCAACCUCGACCCCACGUGCUGGAACCCUGCAGCAGUCAGUCCUGCCCGCCCGAGUGGGCUGCCCUUGACUGGUCUGAGUGUAACCCCAGCUGCGGGCCUGGCCUCCGCCACCGUGUCAUCCUGUGCAAGAGUGGAGACCACAGCGCCACGCUGCCCGCUUCACAGUGCUCAGCCGCCACCAAGCCUCCCACCAGCAUGAGGUGUAAUCUGCGCCGCUGCCCCCCACCCCGUUGGGUGGCUGGAGAGUGGGGAGAGUGCUCGGCCCAGUGCGGCUUCGGGCAGCAACUACGCUCUGUGCUGUGCACCACCCACACCGGCCAGCUGUCCGGGGACUGCACGGCGGCCCUGCAGCCCCCAGCCACACAGCAAUGUGAGACCAAGUGUGAAAGCAGCCCCACGGAGAGCCCCGAAGAGUGCAGGGAUGUGAACAAGGUCGCCUACUGCCCCCUGGUGCUCAAGUUCAAGUUCUGCAGUCGCUCCUACUUUCGCCAGAUGUGUUGCAAGACGUGCCUGGGGCGCUAGGGAGGUCCGGGCGGAACCAUCCGGACCCCACAGCCGAGGAGAAAUGCCUCUGACAUCCCCACGGAGCCCG